AUGUCCUCUUUCUUUACAGUACCCAAUGCUCAAAAGAAGAGGAAACGCAAUGACGCCCCAGAAAUACCCAAGAAAAGAUUAGCAGCCCCGUCGAGAACCCCAGCAAAACAAUCAAAACCUGCGAAAAGACCCCAAAGAGAUGAGUCGAUUUCCGGGAGCGAUUCCGAGAGUGAGGGAGGUCAAUUGGAUGAUAAUGUCGCAGAAAGUUCCUCGGAAGAUGAUCUAGCGCGAGACGGAGAGGAGGAAACUGCGGCAGAGCGCAGGCUGAGACUUGCGGAAAGAUAUUUACAGAAUAUUCGGGAAGAGGUAGCAGAUGAUGGUGUUGGAUUUGAUGCCGAGGACAUUGAUCGAGAUCUAAUCGCCGAGCGUUUGGAAGAAGAUGUUGCGGAGUCGAAAGGAAAGAUAUACAAAACAUUGGCAGACGAAUUAGAAUUUGGGGAAGCAUCGAGUUGUCAUUUUAAGAAGGAUUCGCAUUCGUUCACAGGUGUAGCUACAUGCGUGCCGCAUGUGUACACUGUGACCAAGGAUAUGUGGCUGGUCAAAUGGAGGAUUCAGGAUUUACCACGGGACCAAUAUCCUCAAAAGAAGGGCAAAAAGAAGAGUAAAAAGCCACCACCACCGCCCAAGAAAAAGCCUACCUUGGUAGCUUCAGUGCGAGGAGACCAACGAAAGUCAAAAGUAACAUCUUACAUGGGACAUACCGACGCCAUCAUUAGUGUGGCUGCAUCGCAGGACGGUAAAUUCGUUGUAACUGGUGGAGUGGACCGUAAGAUCAUUGUUUGGAAUGCAGAAACCUUGCGACCCAUUCGAGUCUUUUCUCAACAUCGAGACGCCGUCACAGGCUUAGCAUUCAGAAGAGGCACAAAUCAAUUAUACUCCAGUUCUAGGGAUCGAACAAUCAAAAUAUGGAGUUUGGAUGAAGGUGCAUAUGUCGAAACGUUGUUUGGUCAUCAGGAUGAAGUCGUGGACAUUGCUUCUCUUGCACAAGAACGUUGCAUAUCAGUUGGCGCUCGAGAUCGUACGGCCCGUUUGUGGAAAGUGGUUGAGGAAACACAACUUGUUUUCCGUGGUGGUGGGAGCGAGAAGAAAUCUCGUCACAAAAAUAACCCGAACGAUCUCCGUACUCUCGAGGGCAGUAUCGAUCGUAUUGCUAUGGUUGAUGAGGAUAUGUUUAUUACCGGCGGUGACAAUGGAUCGCUCUCUUUAUGGACUAUCCACAAGAAAAAGCCAAUUUACACAUUAACUCUUGCCCACGGAGCAGAUGAACCGAUAAAACCCGAAGAAGCGUCCGCUGAGACAGACCUCGCCAAAAGGGUGGUGCCCCGCCCCUCACCCCGCUGGAUCACCGCCCUAACCACGAUCCCGUACUCUGACGUCGUGCUAAGUGGCAGCUGGGAUGGCGUAGUCCGAGCCUGGAGAGUAAGCCACGAUAGAAAAAGCCUCGAACCCAUAGGUCCCGUCGGUCGAAUCUCUGAUGCCACUAUGGAAGGAACGGAUGCAGGUGUACAUGAAUCUCAAGCACCAGCGCGCGGCAUCAUAAACGAUUUAUCGGUUUUUGAACGCGGCGACAGGGGGAAGGAUGGUGUAUGCAUCGUCGCAGCAGUAGGAAAAGCUCAUCGUUUGGGUAACUGGCAAAAGACGCCAGCAGGGAGGAAUGGAGCAGUGGUAUUUGAAGUCUCGAGGAAACAGAUUACUAAUAAUGUAAAUGGCCAUGCCGAUGAAGAUACGGGGAAGGCAUAA
Messenger RNA from Sclerotinia sclerotiorum 1980 UF-70, 1740 nucleotides. RefSeq names its product rRNA processing protein RRP9. Gene Ontology annotation, molecular function: snoRNA binding; protein binding. The record is from RefSeq and is a predicted model, not a curated record. The transcript has a single exon. Bases 1 to 1740 code for a protein of 579 amino acids. Lineage: Eukaryota; Fungi; Ascomycota; Leotiomycetes; Helotiales; Sclerotiniaceae. Gene Ontology annotation, cellular component: small-subunit processome.